Molecule: messenger RNA, 1953 nt
Organism: Sorex fumeus (smoky shrew)
Lineage: Eukaryota; Metazoa; Chordata; Mammalia; Eulipotyphla; Soricidae
Gene: RTN4IP1
Product: reticulon 4 interacting protein 1
Exons: 9
Coding region: 671-1861 (396 amino acids)
Cellular component (GO): mitochondrion
Molecular function (GO): zinc ion binding; oxidoreductase activity
Source: RefSeq, a predicted model, not a curated record
AAUUCCUACUCACUUCUCGAAGAGUCCGGCCCAGCAUGAUCUCCGUGCUCGGCCUUGAAGCCGCAGAGACCAGGUGACGAAAAGGAAGCAGAAAGGUCAUCAGAUGCUACCGGUAGUACAUGGGCGCAGCCAUCUUGGAUCGUCACGCCACCUUUCAGCACCGAGUCUUUCGAUUGGUCAAAUUUCGGUCGGAGGAAAGGAUACUUGCACGCGAUUGGCCAGCGGCUUUCUGCAACUCCCGCGACGGAGGCCAGAGGCUUGCGAGGAGGGUACAGGCUGGGGUCCUGGCGGGAGUCCCGGAGCUUCUGGUUGUUUGGGGCGUUGGGUUCGCGAGCGAAGUUGGCUUGCGGGACAGAGGGCUGUGGAGAUUGUGCAGGGAGUUUUAGGGUUUUUGCAUUUUUUUUUAAAGGGGAGAAAGUGUAAAAGGAGGAGAAUGGACAGAUGAGUUGUUACACUGUUAAUUGGGGCAUUUCUGAUGCAAAGAGCAGAAUAAUGACAUUUUCUUAUCCCAGCACAUGCUCCAUUGGGUUAAUCUUGUUGAAUCCUCAGCUUUGAAGUCGGGUAGUUGGGUUUGUAGAAUUUGGCACCCAAAUUCGUGGAGGAGGGGGGAGGGUUUACUUCAGUCCAAGGGCAUCUUAAAUAAGAACACGCAGUUCAAUCACGGCCUAAGAUGGAACUUCUGAAGACCUGCGUGCUUAAAAGAAAUGCACGCACUCUGUCUUGCUUCUGGAGAAGUCAUGUCAUACGAAAGCCUUCCGUUAGGAAGAUUAGUACAACCUCCCCAAGGAGCACUGUCAUGCCCGCUUGGGUGAUCGAUAAAUAUGGGAAGAAUGAAGUACUUCGAUUUACGGAGAACAUGAUGAUACCUUUCAUACACUAUCCAAAUGAAGUCAUUAUCAAAGUUCACGCUGCAAGUGUGAAUCCCAUAGAUGUUAAUAUGAGAAGUGGCUAUGGAGCUACAGCUUUAAAUAUGAAACGUGACCCUUUACACAUUAAAACCAAAGGAGAAGAAUUUCCCCUGACCCUGGGUCGGGAUGUGUCUGGUGUAAUAAUGGAAUGUGGACUUGAUGUGAAGUAUUUCAAACCUGGAGAUGAGGUCUGGGCCGCGGUGCCUCCCUGGAAACAAGGCACCCUCUCAGAGUUUGUUGUCGUCAGUGGGAAUGAGGUCUCCUUCAAGCCCAGAUCACUCACGCACACUCAAGCUGCCUCUUUGCCAUAUGUUGCUCUCACAGCCUGGUCUGCCAUCAACAAAAUUGGUGGCCUGGAUGACAAGAAUUGCUCUGGAAAACGUAUUUUAAUCUUGGGGGCUUCCGGAGGAGUUGGUACCUUUGCUAUUCAGGUACUAAAAGCAUGGAAGGCUCAUGUGACAGCAGUUUGCUCUCAGGACGCCAGUGAACUUGUAAGGAAGCUUGGGGCAGAUGAUGUAAUUGACUAUAGAUCCGGAAAUAUGGAAGAACAGUUGAGCUCUUUACAACCGUUUGAUUUCAUCCUCGAUAAUGUUGGAGGGUCCACUGAGACAUGGGCUCUAAAGUUUCUCAAGAAAUGGUCAGGGGCCACAUAUGUGACACUGGUGACUCCUUUCCUCCUGAACAUGGACCGACUGGGCAUAGCGGACGGCAUGCUGCAGACAGGAGUCACCAUGGGCUCGAAGGCAUUAAAGCAUUUCUGCCAAGGAGUCCAUUAUCGCUGGGCUUUUUUCAUGGCCAGUGGACCAUAUCUCGAUGACAUCGCGAAGCUUGUGGAUGAGGGGAAGAUCCAGCCGGUUAUCGAGAAAACCUUUCCUUUUUCUCAAGUUCCAGAAGCCUUCCUGAAGGUGGAGAGAGGCCACGCGCGCGGGAAGACGGUGAUUAAUGUCGUAUGAAUAAACGCUAGAUGGUUGGCGAGUACCUUGUAGAUGCAGACUUCUUACCUGGGCUCGCCCUUUCCGGAUUAGCCCGUAAAUGACCAUAUAAA